AUGGCUGCGACGAAGCUUGCCGCCGUAGUCACCUUGCUCUCGUUCCUCGGGCCCGUGGCGUGCCAGGGCUCCAACAGUUCGCCCAUUUGCUUGGGAGGGUGGCUUCGCCCAGUCAAAGUCUUGAACUUCUUACUCUGUCCUCCGGGCUCGAGCCGUAAGCCUCCUCCAGGGCCGAGCCCUGCUCCCUCGGCACCAUCGCUCAGCGUCGGCUACUACAACUACGCGUGCCCUAACGCGGAAAAGAUCGUGAGGGACGUCGUGGAGAACGCCACUUGCAAUGACCCUGGCGUUGGCGCAGGGCUCAUUCGUCUCUUCUUCCAUGACUGCUUUGUCCAGGGGUGUGAUGCUUCCGUUCUCCUAAAGAACACGAGCGGCUCCAGCGAUGAGACGGAGAUGUUCGGCGCGCCCAACGUAAACAGCCUCCGCCAGAGCGCCUUCAAGGUGAUCGACGACGCCAAGGCGGCGCUCGAGGAGGCCUGCCCCAACAAUGUUUCGUGUGCCGACAUCGUCGCCUUCGCCGCCCGCGAUGCGUCCAACAUUCUCAGCUACGGCAAGAUCAGCUUCGCGAUUCCGGCCGGCCGCUACGAUGGGCGCGUGUCCCUCGCCAGUGAGGCCAACCAGAACCUGCCCGGGCCGUCCGAGGACCUCCAGCAGCUCAAGGCCAGCUUCGCCUCCAAGGUGCUAGACACCAACGACCUGGUGACGCUCUCCGGCGCGCACACCAUCGGCCUCGCCCGUUGCAUGUUCAUCUCCAAUCGCCCGGGCAUGAACGCCACCCUCGCCAUCGAGCUGAGUCAGAAGUGCAGCAGUGGCGAUAGCACCAGGGUGAAUCAAGACUACAAGACCCCCGACGUCCUGGACAGCCAGUACUACCAGAACGUGAACGACAACGACGUGCUGUUUGACUCGGACGCUGCGCUCAGCUCGGCGGAAACGCAACCGCUGGUGAAUACCUUCGCGAAAAAUUUGAAGGAGUGGGAGAAGGAGUUCGCGGAUGCGAUGGUGAAGAUGGGCAACAUCGGGGUCAAGACCAGCGCCAACGGCGAGAUCAGGAAGACAUGCUCGAUUUACAACAGCUAGAGAGUCUGGCGGUUGGCUAUAU
Messenger RNA from Phragmites australis (common reed), 1102 nucleotides. Its product is annotated as peroxidase 2-like. Gene Ontology annotation, molecular function: heme binding; peroxidase activity. Gene Ontology annotation, cellular component: plant-type cell wall; plasmodesma. The record is from RefSeq and is a predicted model, not a curated record. NCBI's taxonomy places the organism in Eukaryota, Viridiplantae, Streptophyta, Magnoliopsida, Poales, Poaceae. Gene Ontology annotation, biological process: hydrogen peroxide catabolic process; response to oxidative stress. The coding region runs from base 1 to 1080 and encodes 359 amino acids. The transcript has 2 exons.